GUCGACAUCCACUGCUGCCAUGGCUGAAAAGGAACUUGUUGCAAUUGUUACAGGCGCGAACAAAGGGAUAGGAAAGGCCAUCGUAGAACGGCUUGCUGCAAGGUUCGAAGGCUCCUACCUCGCGCAAACCACGGGAGCCUCUAGCUUGCUGAUCUAUCUGACGGCCCGCGACGAAUCUCGCGGCCUAGCUGCCCUGCAAGAAGUCCGUAACACCGCGCCUGCCUCGGUGAAGAUCGAAUUCCACCCGUUAGACAUCAACUCGACCGAGUCCAUCCACGCACUGGCCAAGUCCAUGAAGGAGCGGCACGGACAGAUAGAUGUCCUGAUCAAUAAUGCGGCGGUCGCGACCAAAGGCCCGGCAUUCGACGAGCAGAUUGUAGAGUUCACGCUCGCACCAAAUUACUAUGGAACGAAGGAGAUGUGCCUGGCCUUCCUCCCCCUCCUGAAUCCCACCCACGGCCGCCUCAUCAACGUCUCCAGCAUGGGCGGCGUCCUCUCGCGUCUCUCCUCCCCGGACCUCGCCGCGCGCUUCCGCAACGCACGCGCCGUCCCUGAGGUCGACGCCCUCAUGGCCGAGUUCCGCGCGGACGUCAAGGCCGGCACCUGGAAAGAGAAGGGCUGGUACGGCAGCGCGUACGCCACCAGCAAGAUGGGCGUCACGGCGCUCACGCGCGCGCUCGCGCAUCAGACGCGGGAUAAGAACGGAUUGCUGGUGAACGCGGUGUGUCCCGGGUGGGUGAAGACGGACAUGGCGGGGCCGAGCGCGCCGAAGACGGUCGAGGAGGGCGCGGUGAACCCUGUGAUGCUUGCGCUGGAUGAUAUCAAGGGUAAGAGCGGGACUUUCUGGAAUGAUAGCGGGGAGUAUGAGUGGUAGAUACGUGGUGAGCGUCAGUCAACAGAGGUGCAGGGUCUAUGACCUUCGGAUGAGUAUAUGCGUUCAGCAGUGGCGUUGAUAUCCGCGCGGGCAUGGAUCUGGCUUUGUGGCAAUUGCG
Messenger RNA from Gloeophyllum trabeum ATCC 11539, 992 nucleotides. Its product is annotated as NAD P-binding protein. Lineage: Eukaryota; Fungi; Basidiomycota; Agaricomycetes; Gloeophyllales; Gloeophyllaceae. The transcript is spliced from 4 exons. The record is from RefSeq and is a predicted model, not a curated record. Gene Ontology annotation, molecular function: oxidoreductase activity. The coding region runs from base 20 to 874 and encodes 284 amino acids.